This is a messenger RNA of Pangasianodon hypophthalmus (striped catfish), 3079 nucleotides long. It is a transcript of the gene hepacamb, whose product is annotated as hepatic and glial cell adhesion molecule b. The transcript has 7 exons. Bases 195 to 1496 code for a protein of 433 amino acids. The record is from RefSeq and is a predicted model, not a curated record. NCBI's taxonomy places the organism in Eukaryota, Metazoa, Chordata, Actinopteri, Siluriformes, Pangasiidae.
AAAAAACGUACAAUGCUUCACACAUUCCAUCACUGCAUGCAUGCGCAUGUGUGCAUUUGUGUGUGUGUGUGUGUGUGUGUAGCCUUGGCAUAGUCCAGCCUCAGUAAGAACAGCGGUGCUCAUUUAGGAGGACGUGCUUGGAGUGGACAAAUCAUGCGAAUGGUUUGGGGAAGAGAACGAGCGUUAGACCCAAGAUGAAGGAAGGGAGGAUGAAUCACUGCAGAACAUUUGCCCUCUGUUGCAUCCUUUCCCUCUUUCAAUCAGGAGGCGUUGCAGGCGUAAACAUCACCAGUUUUGGGAAUCUGAUCCGAGGCACAGUAGGUGGGGAAGCCCUGCUUUCUGUCCGGUACUCCAGCACCAGUCUGGAUCCACCAGUUAUCAAAUGGCAGCUCAAGAGGGAGAAACCGAUCACGGUGGUCCAGUCGAUUGGCACUGAGAUCAUCGGAAACCUGCGGCCGGAAUACCGAGACCGUAUCCUUGUGUUUGAGAAUGGCACUCUCUUACUGCAUAACUUAAAGCUCUCUGAUGAGGGAAUAUAUGAGGUGGAGAUCUCCAUCACUGAUGACACCUUCACAGGGGAAGACAGCAUCGAGCUCACCGUGGAUGAGCCAAUAUCAACACCCUAUGUGGAUGUAACUACCACGACUGUUCUGGAACUGACUGAACAUUUCACUCUGAACUGUUCUCACGACACGGGAACCAAGACCACGUACACCUGGAUGAAAGGCGGAAAGCCGCUGGUUAACCACACUCGCCUGCUGCUGUCUCCUGACCAGAAGGUUCUGACCCUCACACGAGUGCUUCUGGUGGAUGAUGAUGUCUACAGCUGUCUGGUGGAGAACCCUAUUGGCAGUAUGAAGAGCUUGCCCCUGAAACUCACCGUUUAUAAAAGAAGCUCCCUUUACAUCAUCCUUUCCACAGGAGGCAUCUUUGUCCUGAUCACUCUGGUAGCAGUGUGCGCCUGCUGGAAGCCGUCGAAAAGAAGGAAAAGACAGAAAGUGAAGACAAAUACACCAAGAUCCAGCCCUGAAAGCCACCAUAUUAUACAUGAGGACAAACCAGAAGAUAAUGUCGUCCCGCUAAUGACAGAUCACGAGCGCAGGAAUCCAGUCUCACUUUACAUCCUGAAGGAGAAGGACCCCCCAAGCGAAGAACCUGCAUCAGUGUGCAAAACGUGCACGAGCAAUGGCGGCAGUCCCUCCAGUAACAGGAGAUCUGCCCCACCUCGUACACACUCACCUGAAACUCCAGCACGUGCGUCCCGGCGUUACCCGCGCACACCCACCAACUCCCCUCCUGUGCGCCACAGCCGGAGGCGGGGCCACAGCCGGAGCCCACCCGCUCGUGCGCCCUCUCCACCACGCACCCGCACCUCCAGUAGCUCCUCCCCUCCAAACCGGUGGCCUGUGGAUUCACCUCUCACUGAACCAGCUAAAAGCUUCAUCCAGCCUGUAAUGCUGCUCCGAGAGAUAGAAGAAGGACUUCCUGUCAACUAAUUUGACGGGCACGUUUAUGGGACUGAGAUAAAUGUGUAAAUAUGUAAAUAUAUAUAUAUUUUUUUCUCUUUUUAAAUUCCACAUGCCAAUGUCUUUAUUUUCAGAAUCAGGAUCUUUACUCACCAAGGAUUAUGAGGAAAUUCUCUUGCUGCACAGUAGAAAGAAUAUUAUUAUAUAGAACAAAAAAAUCUACACUCUCACAAAAAAAAGCUUGCCUCUUGGGUGGUACCCUCAAAUGUACAUCUUUUGUACCUUUAGUAUGUUUUUUUUUUGUUUUGUUUUUUUGCCUAGAAAUGUGUGCAUAAUGUACAUUCUAAGCUUUACUCUCAGUAUUCAGAGUGUUUCCACAAUUGGGGUGCCAUUUACGUACAAAUAUGUAUGUAAAGCAAAUGUAAAAAAAAAAAAAAAAAAUUAAAACACAAAGUGUUCUUCACAACAACCUACGUGCAUGUUUUAGAUGUACAUAGGUUGUUGCUACAUGUCCUAGCCCACUAUAACGCCACUUAUAUAUUAAUUUUAGGGCUAAAUCAUGGCCCUAAAAUUUUAGGGCUAAAUCAUGGAAUCACUCUUCAACCAGGACUGUAGACGAAUAUUGUCUUAGGUCUUUUGGUUGAUUGUGAUGAUUGUGUAAUAUAAUACAAGAUACAUCCAUGUACUUUCUCUAUUUUUUCACCCGGAAAUAACAGAAUAUGCAACAUUUAGCAUUCAACUGUAGCUCCACUACAUUAAAUCACCAUGUUCAAGAUAACAGCUGACUCUUUUAGUGCUCUUUAUGAAUGUACAGGAAUGAUGUUAGAUAAACAUGAUUUUUAGGCCAAGUUCAGGAUUAAUAAUCACUUAGGAAUCCAUUUCAAGCUACAGAAAUUACAUGGGUCAUAUGGCUUUUCAGUAACUAUAAAUAAUUAAAUGGACAUAAGUAUACAAAUCAAACAUCUGUACAGUAUCAAAUAAAAAAAUGCUACAUGCACUUGUUUCCUUUUGCUCGAACAUGAACGUGAGUAGCACAAUGUUUUUUCUUUUCUGUUCUGUUUUUCUGACUUUAGAACAUGUUUUAGAUUUUUGUCUCAUUUCAUGACUGAUUAGUGGAGAGUUUGCAUAAAAUACGAGGGCAUAUGAAAGGAAAUGGAGAAAUAAAACACAAAUGUACUGUAUAUGAUGUUAUUUUCCAUUGUGAUCCAUGACACCAUAUUGAGCGUUAUGUAACUUUGCAGGGUAAAUACAGUUCAUGCUGUUCUCUCUCUCUCUCUCUCUCUCUCUCUCUCUCUCUCUCUCUCUCUCUCUCUCUCUGAGAGAAUGUGCUUGCUGAAUCACACAAAAGAGACAGUGGGCUCCUUGUUGGGAGUGGACACAGCGGCUGAGAGCGAGCAUUGUCUGAAGAUUCUUGUGUUGAUUCAUGUCUAUGCUUCGACGUAUACGCCAGAGGCAGCAAGACAAAUGGCUGGAGGACAGAAUGAUGAAUUGUUGUUUUCUUUUGGAAUUAUAAAACAGAAAGAAGUUAAUAUUGUAGUUAAUAUGCAAGGCAUAUUAAUGUAUUGGGAAAUUACAAUGAAUAGGAAUGAUUAAAGAGCAAUAAGUAACGAUUA